GUUGUUUAAGAGUACCUGACUGAACUGGCCGACUGACAACUAGAAGUGGAUUGAAAAAAUCAUUAAAAGUUAGUAUGCGAAAGAUAACGAUGCUGAAAGCAAUACCGUUGAUAGUUAUUGCUACAUUUUUGACAAAUUCAGCUGCUGUUGCCGAAAUAAAAUGUGGAGCUUUGCGUUACAAAAUUGGGAAUUUAAAAACCUGUGAACCAAAACCUGGAUCAAUAAAAGAAUUACAGGCAUGUUACGAUCCAUGUGAAAAGACUCUGAUUGAUCCAAAGAAUUGCACAGAUUAUCCACAAUGUUGCAUUUAUAAUUGCAAAUGCGUGAUGAAAGGAGCUGGAUUCGUCAAAAUACCAGAUCAACUCAGAAUGCCAGACGCAAUAUUGAAAUCUGCAUCGUUGGGUAAAAGCAAAAUACCAAGAAUAAAAGGAUGCAAACGAUCAAAACCAUCGGCAACACCAGCAAAGCCCGAACUGGCAUCAAAGGCACCAACACCCAAAUCUGUAUCGACUAGGAAAACAACUGCAAUCCCUCCAAGUAGACCAAAAGCAUCUGCAAAACCGAAGCCAAUAAAAAACAAAAAACCGAAGCCAAUGAAAACUAAAAAACCCAAACGAAUACCAGUAAAGCCAAUAAAAAGGAAACCUGGACCCAAGAAACCUUCACCAACAAAACCAAAGCGUAAACCAGAACCCACUAGGCCAACGACCACAUCCAGAAAACCAACAACAAAGCCAUGUGCCACAAAGAAGCCAAAAAAUCCUUUUGCAUCUUUGUUUGCAAAUAGAUUUAGUUUCUUUUUAGGCCAAAUCGGUUUUGAAGCAGACUUAGUACCAUGUUAAUUUUAACAAACACGUGCUUUAUAUCAUGCGUCGACUUCACGCUGAUCCAAGCUGUAUUUGAAAUAUAUAUAUGUGGAUCAUAUUUUGUAAUACGACGGCCUGCAUGUAGGUCGCAAACAACUUUUAAUUUAAUUCUUAUUCUCUCUAUUGUUUCUUGCUGAAAUGGUUGUACAUAUUUUUGAAAGUGAAUGAGUAUGAGUAAUUUAUUCGAAUCGGUUCAGGCAAAAAUUUCAAAUCACCGCCAUCUUGUUUUUUUGCUUCACCAAAAGUUAAGGUGAAUACGUAAUUUUUUUUUGUUAAAGCAAUAUUUCUAAAUGCAAACUGAAAUGUGACUCUUUUCUUCCUAGUUAUUUGAUAAUGAAAUAUGUUUCAUAUUGUGUGUGAACGCUUAUCGAACUGUCUGAGGAUUCUAUGUUUUCAGUAAUUUAUGAGUUUACAUCACUCAUUAUCAUAAAAAGUCACAUACAUUUAUCAAUCUUCUAAGUAUUCCAGAAUCGAUUCGAUUAAAAAAAAAUAUUCGAUUCAAUUCUGAAUUUAUCCGGUAGUCUAAAAUUCCCAACCCUCGCAGGGAUUACGUUUCGAUGAGUAUUGUAUCACACAUAUAUUAUUUAAUAAAGCAUUCCACGGAAUACUGAUUUAUUUAUCAUAGAAAUCGAAGUCACCGCAAAACAUAAUUUUGAUUUUUUUGUCGAUAAAUGUAUAUACAUAAAUAAAUUUUAUUAAGUGAAAGAAUUUUAAACUACAAUUGACAGUAAUGUUUUGAAAAUAUAAUCGAAUAUAACAAUCUUGUUACAGAACUAGCUUGUUUAAGUAUUCAUUAGGUAAGUCAAGGCUACAUCCUAUGCGUAAAUUUAUAUUCGUCAUUUUUGAAGCGAGUUGAGUAGCAUUCGUUUGUUUUUUUAGCAAAUUUGACUCGAAAUAAUCAAACUAAGUUCUAAGUGCAGAGUAUGUUUUGUAUUUCCUCACUGCAUAUACGUCAUCUUCGCUAUAGCUCCGCCUUUACAAUUUGA
Messenger RNA from Styela clava, 1852 nucleotides. RefSeq lists its product as uncharacterized. Lineage: Eukaryota; Metazoa; Chordata; Ascidiacea; Stolidobranchia; Styelidae. The record is from RefSeq and is a predicted model, not a curated record.